Molecule: messenger RNA, 6795 nt
Organism: Achroia grisella
Lineage: Eukaryota; Metazoa; Arthropoda; Insecta; Lepidoptera; Pyralidae
Product: NBAS subunit of NRZ tethering complex-like
Exons: 41
Coding region: 94-6780 (2228 amino acids)
Biological process (GO): retrograde vesicle-mediated transport, Golgi to endoplasmic reticulum
Cellular component (GO): Dsl1/NZR complex; endoplasmic reticulum membrane
Molecular function (GO): SNARE binding
Source: RefSeq, a predicted model, not a curated record
UUCAAAAUAAUCCAUAUAAAAUUUUCAUAUUGAUUUGGUAUGAGAUUCUGAUUCGCAUUUAAAUUAUUAAAUCUCCGUCAAAUAAUUAUAAUUAUGGCGGAGAAUAAAUCAAUAUUACACGAAUUAUAUGUGUUUUCAGAAUGGAAACCAGAACCAGAAUAUAUUCAAAAACCUGACAGUAUAUUACCAGAGAACAUAUCUGCAUUAUGGCGAUGGUUGAAGUUUUUUGGUCCAAAGAAGAGCCUGAUUGAUAGCAUAACAGUGCACAAGGAGAAACAACAGAAAUGGCAUUUUGCUCUAGGAGAUGAAGGAAAAGUUAUAGCUGUCCUAACUGAUAACAUACUGGAAAUCAGAACAAAGAGAUCAGAUUAUGCUACUAUAGCAGCUAGGACUACAGUGAGUCGUGAUGCAUAUCCCCAGUGGCGUAAAUUAGUGUGGAGCCCCGACUGCUCCUUCUUGGUUCUAGCCUAUGGCAAUGGAGUUGUUAGCUUCUUUGACCUUACAGCCUCUAAUCUCUUCAAUAUACCAAUCGACUGUUCGAGGCCAGGUGGAUUGGAGUGCACAGACAAUACACAUGCUGUUGCUGACAUAAUAUUCAUGCCACUUCGAGUCAAAGACAACAAGUGGAACUGGGAGGUGUUGGUGGUGACGUACGACGGCCGGUUGCGCGGGUACGUGGUGUCUCAGACGGAGGGAUGCAAACUCCACCACACGUUCCGGUUCGCGGGCGGCGUCAGCGCCGUGCUGUAUGCCGCGCCACACUCCACGCUCUACGUGGCCGGCCUGCCGCGAUCUGGUGCGAAGGAUCCAGCAUCACCUCUUACGGCCGGUAUAACUGCUUGGCGAAUAUUAAAUGACGAUCCGUUUUACAAGUUAUCUGUAGUAUCGGAUGAACUUGAAGCUCAACUGGCUAAUGAAAGAUUUCAGCUUUAUAUACCGUUUGUGUCUACGAAGAAUUUGGAGUUGGUGGUACAAAUGGCGUUGUCCUCGGAUGCGUCGAAGCUGGUGUGCGUGCAGUGGUCGGGCGCGGUGUCGGUGUGGCGCCUGCCGCUGCUGGUCCGGCUGCACCACCACCCGCUGGUGACGCAGCCGCACCACGCGCUGCCCAGCCCGCUGCCCGCCACCACCGCCACAGCUACCACGGUUGCCACCACCACCACCGCCGCACCCUCGCCCCCCGCCGACCUCAGCUGGUGGUCUGAUAAUGAAAUCAUAGUAUCCAGAUUCAGUGGUGCUGUGACCGUUUGUAACAUUGAAGAUAUGGUGAAUAUAUUGGGAAAGAAGCCCGAGUUCUUCCAAGGAUCUCCGCGGGUGACAUGCGCUUACGACGGCACGUUUAUGGUGCUUGAGUGUGAGUCCAACGUACUGCCCGCUAAGAAGUCCCGGAGCGAUGAAAGCAUGGAGGUGGUGAAACUGGAGUCAGACUCAGAGGAUUCUAUGAUGGAGACGGUGCGCGAGCUGAUCAAAUCGGUGCUGUUCGCGAUCACGGACAUCGAGACGUUCCAGCCGCGGCCGCGCCGCAUCACCGUCGUCUCCAGGAUAUACAGGCUGCUCGGUGUCAAGAGCACCACGCCCAGUGAACUGUUCUCCAGGAAGAUUGAAAGUGGCAACUAUAAUGACGCGUUAGCACUGGCGGAAACCUUCAACUUGGACAGCGACCUCGUGUACCAACAACAGUGGAGGAAGAACCCCGUCUCCACAGAAGCCAUCGAGAAGUAUUUGAGUAAAGUGUCAAAGAAGAUAUGGGCUGUGCACCAGUGUGUAGACAGGCUUCCGGAGACCCUCCCGGCUGCUAAAGAACUGCUAGAAUUCGGCAUCAAGCUGACUGAUGAAAAAAUUAUAAAUGAGAUAAAUAAAGAACGAGAUGAGAACAAACUGAAGACUCCCGAUGAGAUAACACUUGAGGAUCUGAAUGCGUACACGAGCGAACUGCUUCGGUGCCGGCACGUGAUGCUGUUCUACAACGAGAGGCUACGGCUCUAUGAGGCAAUACUGAAGUGUGAGAAGUCUGUAUAUGUGAAAGAUGAAUACGACCGCCUGCGCAGCAACAGCAUUGUCCAUAGCUCUAUGGAGAUCGCUAAAGAAGGCCGCAUAGAAGCCCUCACUUGUCUAUGGCCGAAUAUCAAGACCGUUGCGAUGCAGUUGGCAGUACUUGAAAAGUUGCCAGAGACAAUUAAUCCAGUGGACUAUCAGCAUCUCUUGCCGACCAAGCAUCCGCUACAGUGGUUCGAAAGGAAGCCGCCUGUGAAAAUUAAACCUUCAAAAUACGAUAACGAUUGGUGCAGGAAAGAAAUUUUCAGAUCGAUAUGGAGUUCGAACUGGUCAGAAGAUACCACACCCGAAACGGAAACGGCCGAAGCGACGAACGAAGACCUGGCAGCGUGGUACGACAGGCGUGCGAGAGAGAUAGAAAGUCGUAGUGGGAUGGUGUCGCACGCGCUGCACCUGGCUACCCUGGCUUCUGUGGGUGGUGGAGUAGAAGGCCUUGAUGACCUCAUGUUCAACCUCCUAACCCUUGACACCCUCAUUUAUGACAUCAAUGUCGAGGACGUGACGUUGUAUCAGCUCGAGAAGAUGUCUAUUUUGGAAACUUGUCGUGUGCUAAUGGAAAUGUCGACGGCUUCGACAUUUGUGUCGGACCUAAAGUCGUUUGUGAUUCCGUUCCUGAAGCGCUACGAGAAACUGUCGAAGAGGGCCGAUGCGUGCAUCAACGGCCUCACCGAGUACCUUGAGAGCAUGAGUAGUGAUGAUCUCUCCUGCAUACUGCUGGUGCUGCAGUCUCCAAAUGAGUUCGAGCUGGACGUGCGCACGCACCUCGAGCUCGCGGAGCGCUGCCUGCUAGCUUACAACGGCACUCAGGACCUCGACAAGGCCUGUGACCUGCUCGAUACCAUACUAAAAGAAAGCGACGGCAGCAUCUCCAACAGUGAGCUGUUGCGGCGUGUGCGCGAACUAGAGAAGCUGGUGGCGGGGUGCUCGGUGCUGGCGGCGCGCGACGUGCUGCAGCCGCCCAGCGAGCUGCGGGACGUCGCGCGGGACGCCGCCAGCGCGCGCCGCGUGCUCGCCAGGAUCGCGCGCGGACUCUGCCGCAGGUCUGAAAAACCUACUCAACAAGAUUGGGCCGAUCUGCUAAAGGAUAUGCUGGAAUUACAAUCAACGCUGUUCACCAACGUUUCCAAAGAAGAAUGUUAUGAGAUAUACGCGUCGUCGCUGCUGACGUCGGGGGACGCGGCAAGCAUCCGGCUGGCCGUGGAGGUGGUGACGAGCGGGCCCGGCGCGGCCGGCCGCGUGUCGCUGGUGACGGCGGCCGCGCGCGAGUACUUCAACUCUGCAGACUCGUUAGCGGACCCCGCGCUCGACCUCGCCAGAUGCUGUUUAACAUUGAUAAAGGAGGACAAUGAGGAAAUUGAACAAGAGCUGGAUCUAAUUUCGGCCUUACAGAUAUUGAACGAGUUCGGCUUGAGUAUUAUCCCCAUACAAGUUCGUCUUUGCGAAGAUCGAUUGACCUUGAUCGAAGAUUGUUUAAAAGUGGACCCAAACGCGUACAUGGCAAGCCAUAAACUAUUGAAGUUGGCGAAGUUGUUAAGAGUCGCAGGCGAUGAUGAGCAGACGAGGGAGAUGGCGGUGCUGCAGCUGGUGGGCGAGUACGCGGUGCGGGCGGGCGGAGGCGGAGCGGCGGCGGACGCGGCGCGGCGGCUCGCGGCGCUGCGGCCCGCCGCCGGGCUCGGCGCGGCCGGCGAGCGCGGCGCGGCGCUGCUGGCGCGCGUGGCGGGCAGCGCGCGCGCGCACGCCGACCGCGCGCAGCGCAGACACCUGCUGGCCGCCGCCGCCGCGCGCGCCGCGCCGCACCAGCUCGAGGACGUGCUGCGCGCCAGGUUGGAACUGGAACUGGAAGGGCUGCAACAAAUGGGUGCAGCUCUGAAAGAACAUAAUCGUCUGAAAGACGACCGCUGGCCGUCUACUGAUGAUGAGUUCUCCGACGCAAUUACAACUCCGGUUAUAGAAAAGAAAGAUUUAGUAGCACCACCUCAAACCGAGAAGAAACCACUUUUAAACUAUCUACUUGAUACAUUCCAGAAUAAAUUUCCUUUUAGCGACAAGUCAGAUGGCGUGGAGGACGCAGAGAGCACGGAGGUUUCUGAAGACACGGACGGCGUUCUGCGCGGCGUGGUGGUGGCCGAGUGGUACAAGUCGCUACAUGUGCGGCGCGCGGCGGGGGGCGCGCGCUACCGGUACGACCGGUUCUCAGCGCCCGAGGCGGACGCGCGCGCGCCCGCCGCGCUGCACUGGUACUACGUGCAGAACUGCCUCGACGGCGGCGGCACGCUGCACCUCGAGACCGAAGUGGUACAGAAGUGUGCCGAAGAGCUGGUGUACAAGGACACGGCCCUAAGCGUGGCGUGCCUGCUGCGGGCGGCCGGCGACCACGCUGCGGGCGCGGGAGGGGGUGAGAGAGCGGGCGCGGGAGGGGGCGAGGGCGUGGGCGGCGGCGAUGGCGGGGGCGCGGGCGUCGCCGGGGGCGUGUCUCGUAUGGUGGCCCGUGGAGCCGCCGCCGCCUCCGCCGUACUGUACGCCGCGCUGCUAAAGUGCAACGCGCCCGAGCUGCGCGACAACGUUUACCUCGUCAAACCCUCAGUGAUGGCGCGUACAACGUUGAAACAUAAGAGCGCAUCGGAGGCACAACUGGCAAUAAUCCGACAGUGUAUAGACAAACUGAGCGGCACUGGGGACGUGGAGAUAGUGCGCCGCCUCGGGUACACAGUUAACGGGCUGCUGUUCAACGCCGACCCGGACUACCGCGCCGAGACCAUAUACCGUCUCGCCAGGUCCGGUGACGAGGAGCACCUGGAGGCGGCGAUGUCUCUGGGCGCGCGGCACGAACUGGAUGCGUUGCAAAUUUGGCUGCAACACGCAGCCGCCUCGCCCGGCCUGCAGCGGCUGCACGCAGCGCACGCGCCGCGCCACCUGCCGCGCGCGCACGCCAGAAUAAAAGAGGCUCUAUGGCCGCUUGUGGCGGGGCACGACCACAGUACGUUGCUGAAUCUGGUGUCGCUGCUCCGAAGCGUAGACGAGCGGCCACUCAUCGCUGGACUCACCGCCGCCGACCAUAUCAAGCUGCUCAAAAAGGCCAAGGCCGCCUCGCCAGAGCUGGACUACAAGUUGCUUUUAGAGCAGCCGUCACCGGAGCAGUUAUCUGAGCACCUGCUGGCCAUCUUGAAACCGGAGAAUAUCGGAAUGGUUUGCAAGUUCGUGCGUUCUCUGCCGCCCGCCAUCAAACUUCCUCUCACGGUCAACGCUAUAUACACUAUGUGGCUCACCAAACACUUCUUUAACGUGCCGCCCGCGAAUGCCACUAACAAGAAAUGGAUGCAGCAGUACCGACAAUGCGCCAGCUAUUUCAACAAACUCUCUCCAGAGGACCUUCUGCAGUUCGUCAAUAAUACGUGCUUCACGCGGGAUGCUGUAGAAAGAGUUCCACACGGCACCAGAAACCUAAUGAUAAUGCAAGCGGUGGACUACUGUCAACAGGAACAAGAGAACGACUUGAAGUUUAACAAAACUGAGCAGUCGUGGUCGCAGACAGGCCAAGAAUUGACCCGGUGGGCACGUUUCUUGGACAACUUCCACUCCACCACCGUGCAGGCCAUCGUCGACGGCAACAGCGGCACGCCCGACGCCGCCGACAUGUGGGCGGAGGUGGAGAUGAGCCACGGAGCGGAGGAAGCUGCGGUGGCUGCGUUGGCGCGACUCGCGACGGGCGGCUCGCUGCGGUCCGCCGCGCUGAGCUCGCUGCUGCACUGCCUGCACGUGCCCGCCGCCGCCGGCCGCGUGCUGCACGCCGCGCUGCUCGCCGCGCACUCCCCCGCUGAAAUGGAAACGGUAAUAAGCCGGAUAUGCCAGUACCACAAGGAGGGCGUGAAGGUGCCGGAGGAGGUGGUGUCUGCGGCGGCGGAGCGUGCCCGGGUGCUGGGCGUGCCGGCCGGGCGGCAGGUGGCGCUGCUGGCGCUGGGAGCGGCCGCGCCGCCCGCGCACGCCGCGCACUACACCGCGCACCUGCUGCGCGCGCAGUGCUCGGACCGACACUACGCCGCUGCACUCACCGAGGAAAAGUUACUGACUGAAGAAGGGCGGCGUGAAACAUUCGAAAAGUUUUUGGAGACCUCAGACACGUGGCAGCAAAAGAAAGCGCUGGUCGAUGUCCUGAACUGCUGGCCUCCAACUAAGAACAGCGAAUCUAGAAGCCUACACUACGUGUUUCUCCGGUCGCUGUUAACAGACACGAGUGACUGCAAGGAGAGUUUAGUUCUCAUAAAAUUAUUGCUCCAACGUCCUGUUCUCACAGAAGAGGAGGUGAAAUGGCUAGCGGAUUCAGCCCCUGCCGAUGCGGUAAUCAACGCAAUUUGGAUUGUACUACUUAGCAAAUGUGAACAGUUGCAAACUCUCGCUUUCAACUUUAUAUUACAGCAUAAGAAUACAAUCAAACAACAAGACAUUGAAGAAGACCUUAUAAAGGAACUACUCGACAGUGGAAUGUUUUUGAAGUUGGUAUCUACUCCGUUAUAUGCACCAUUAAUUAGCUAUAUUGUAACUCAAGAGGCUACACCCGGGGAGCCAGUUUCUAGUACGUACACUGUAGAAUGGGCAACCAACGAGCUUCUAAAGGCUAACUAUUUAGCAGAAGUGGGUCAUUUACGAUUGAUGUCCAUCGGCGUGCCCUCACCGCUUCGUGGUUUCUCUCAAUCUAUUCUAUAUUGCAAAAGUAUGUUCAGUAAGAAUUAAACGGGGAUAUUUAUG